Messenger RNA from Metopolophium dirhodum (rose-grain aphid), 2160 nucleotides. RefSeq names its product serine palmitoyltransferase 2-like. NCBI's taxonomy places the organism in Eukaryota, Metazoa, Arthropoda, Insecta, Hemiptera, Aphididae. Bases 379 to 1938 code for a protein of 519 amino acids. The transcript has 10 exons. Gene Ontology annotation, molecular function: pyridoxal phosphate binding; serine C-palmitoyltransferase activity. Gene Ontology annotation, cellular component: serine palmitoyltransferase complex. Gene Ontology annotation, biological process: ceramide biosynthetic process; sphingosine biosynthetic process. The record is from RefSeq and is a predicted model, not a curated record.
UUCAAAAAAAGUACAAGUUACGAAUUUACCACAUAAGAAAUAAAUACUGUUCAUUCUUAGUUCUUACGAGAGUGAUGAGACAUGAACUAUGAACGAUGAAUACCUAUUAUAAUUUUUUUUUGCUAUUAUUCAAAAUACCUGGUAAAUCAUUGACUAUUGUUUAUACAAUCAUAUUUUAUUUUGAUUUACGUGAUCAAUUUAAAAAUGAUAAUUAAACCACAGAAUAAGACAAGAUUUAAACUAAAAGUAUAAACACUUAAUAAAAAAAUAAUUUAAGAUAAUUAGGAUAAGAAUUUAUAAAUCUAUAUUAUAGUAUACAGAAUAAUCUGUAGUAUAAAUUUCAAAAUCUAUCAAAUUAAAGUUCAGCGGUAAAACAUAAUGCCCUCAGUGCUAAAUAAAUCAUACCUAGAUCAUCCGAAGUUAAAAGGAUCUCUAAAAAAGAAAAUAACUCAUGAUAUUCUUGAGAUGGAAGAAUCAUAUGAAAAAAUACCUUUAUAUACAUCAGUAAUGGCAUGUUUGGGAUUUUAUUUUUUGAUUUUUAUUGGAUUGAUAAACCAUAUCGUUUUUACUCCCAAAGUAGCUACUGAAAAAAAUCGCAAGGGAUAUCCACCACUGUACAAUAAAUUUGAUAGCAUAUUUUUGAGGUAUGUAUUUCGGCGUGUUAAAGACUGUUUUAAUCGAGUAGUUUGUGGAGUACCAGGUGCAAAGAUUGAUAUCAUCGAUAGAGUAACUCAUGACAGUUGUUGGUCAUUUGAGCUUCUGGACACAAAAUCUACUUUUCUAAAUUUAGGUUCAUAUAAUUAUUUAGGUUUUGCUCAAAGUGAAGGUCCAUGUGCAGAUGAUACUAAAGACAUAAUAAAGAAAUAUGGUUGGGCAGUCAGUAGUUCACGUCAGGAACUUGGAACCAACAAUCUUCAUUUAGAGCUCGAACAACUAACAGCUGCAUUCUUAGGCGUUGAUGAUGCUAUAGUAUUUGGUAUGGGAUUUGCUACUAAUGCUCUGAAUUUACCUUCCAUCAUAAAUUCUGAAUGCUUAGUACUAAGUGAUGAAUAUAAUCAUGCGUCUGUUAUUUUGGGGAUACGACUGUCAGGAGCCACAUCUGUAGUAUAUAAACAUAAUGAUGUAAUACAUUUAGAACAAUUAAUUAGACAAAAUAUUGCUUCUGGUCAACCGAAAACCCAAAAACCUUGGGAAAAAAUAUUUAUUGUAACUGAAGGCAUUUUUAGCAUGGAAGGAUCAAUUACAAACCUUCCAGAUAUAAUUGCUAUUAAAAAAAAAUACAAAGUUUAUUUAUAUAUUGACGAGGCUCAUAGUAUUGGAGCCUUAGGACCAAAUGGCCGAGGUAUAUUCGAUUAUUAUAACUGCUGUCCAAAAGAUGUUGAUAUAUUAAUGGGCACAUUUAGUAAAUCAUUUGGUUCAGCUGGAGGGUAUAUAGCUGGCAGUAAAGAUUUAAUUGACUAUUUGAGAGUAAAUAGUCAUGCUUCAUGUUAUGCCACAUCUAUGGCACCACCUGUAGCUCAAGUAAUUAUAACAUCUAUGUCAAUGAUAAUGGGAAGAAAACAUGGAGAAGAGGGUAGAAAACGAAUUAUCCAACUAGCAAGUAAUGUCAAAUAUUUCCGAAGGAAACUUAAGGCCUUGGGUUGUAUAGUAUAUGGAAAUGACAACUCUCCUGUUAUUCCUAUGUUGGUAUAUAUGAUAUCUAAAGUUGGGGCAACAGUUAGAGAGUUCAAUAAAUUUAAUAUAGCUACGGUUGGUGUUGGUUUUCCAGCUACUCCAUUACUUGAAGGAAGAAUUCGUUUUUGUAUGUCAGCUGCUUUGUCAAAGGAACAACUUGAUGAAGUUCUGGUUGCCACGGAAAAAAUAAUGAAUAAACUGGGUUUGUGUUAUUCUAAAAAACCAAUUUCUAACGAAGAAAUAUUAUACGAGAACCCAUAUUAAUUUAAAUACCACUGUUUUUAUUUUUGUUUCAUAAAAUUAACUAAUUUUGUAUUGUGUACAUUUAAUUUUUGAAUAUUCACAUUUAAUACAACUAAUAAAUAAACUUUAAUAAUACUCAAAGAACAAGACUUGUGUGACCAUGAUUUAGCAUGAUAUUAUAGUGUCUAAUGCUUAUUAACAUUUAUAAUGUUUGUUUAACUUUAACGCAGAAUAAAUAAAAAA